Ostertagia ostertagi is the source of this 549-nucleotide messenger RNA. The record is from the annotation of a GenBank genome assembly. NCBI's taxonomy places the organism in Eukaryota, Metazoa, Nematoda, Chromadorea, Rhabditida, Trichostrongylidae.
AUGGGAUUGGUCUCUUCCUUCGUUCUUGUCUGUGCGGUCACCUUUAUUGCUUACUUCAUCGCUAAGCAUUUGAAGUUGAAAAAACGGUUCAAGGGUAUCAACUGCCCACGUACCUAUCCCUUGAUUGGGCAUGCAUUGAUUGCCAAACCAGAUAUGGAGGGAUUCAUCAAUCAGGACUUUGUCCCAAUCUUCAACGAACAAGCGCAUAUUCUUGUCAAGAAACUCGACGACCUGCCUGCAGGAGAGCCUGUCGAAAUCAUGUCUCAUCUCACUCUGUGCGCUCUGGAUAUUAUUUGUGAAACAUCAAUGGGCAAGACAUUGAACGCUCAGUUGGACAAGGUUAUAGAGGAGCGUCAGAAGGAAUUAGAAGAGCGUCAGUGGCGCUUUGAUGGACGUCUUGCUUUUCUUGAUCUUCUUCUUGACAUGGCUAACAAUGGACAGUUGGCCGCCGAUGAGAUUCAGCAGCAGAUUCGGUAUCAUGGAAGUGAAAGUUGUGGUGUCGUGGAUUUUGCGCCACUUCAAUGUGACUUCAGUGCACAACAGAUGUGA